Messenger RNA from Lodderomyces theae, 7467 nucleotides. RefSeq names its product CCR4-NOT core subunit (gene CDC39). Gene Ontology annotation, molecular function: molecular adaptor activity. Gene Ontology annotation, biological process: nuclear-transcribed mRNA catabolic process, deadenylation-dependent decay. Lineage: Eukaryota; Fungi; Ascomycota; Pichiomycetes; Serinales; Debaryomycetaceae. The transcript is spliced from 2 exons. The record is from RefSeq and is a predicted model, not a curated record. Gene Ontology annotation, cellular component: P-body; CCR4-NOT core complex. Bases 1 to 7467 code for a protein of 2488 amino acids.
AUGGUGUACUAUUUUACAGCACAAACAAAGAAUGGUGAUGAUGGUGAUGUCUUACUGGAUAUGAUUGCCACCACCGACUGUACACCAUACACAAUCUACAUGGGUAAAGAUAAGUUUGAAAAUGAUCCAUUAAUCAAACACUCUCACCCUAAAAACAUCUGGUUUCAUGUCGACAACCACUCAUCUGCCCAUCUUUACCUACAGCUUACUCAAUCACAAGUAAUGAAUUGGAAAUCAUUUGGCGAGUUCACCAUUGAAGAAGACUUGUUAACACAACUUGCCCAACUCACCAAAGCCAAUUCGAUCAAAGCCAACAAAUUAAACAACAUCACCAUCAUAUACACCCCUGUUGAAAAUUUACAUACGGAUGGAUCAAUGGACACCGGAACUGUAACAUUCAGAAACCCCAAACUUGUGAAACGUGUCAAGGUUGCUAAGCGAGAGAAUGCAAUAAUUAACAAAUUGGCCAAAACCAAGACAGAGACUUCAACUGCGGAGUUUAUCAAAUCACAAGAGGAGCUAGUGAGAGAUAUAGCGAAGCAGAGGAAAUUGGCCGAAGCUAGAGAGAAGGAAUUGAGUAUGCAAUAUGCUCAACAAAAGCAGACAAAUGCUGAUCCAUAUGCUGAUUUAUUCAACAAGGAUGAACUUGAAAAGAGCAGUAAUGAUAGACGACAAGAGAACUGGGAUGAAGAUGACUUUUGUGACGGCCCCAAGGGCACUGUGACCAAAGCUAACCCAAAACAACAACAGCAACAACAGCAACAACAGCAACAACAACAACUACUGAGCGAUAAAGACCAGAAAGCGAGUUCCUACGUAGACGGUAUUAAAAUUAAGGAUCCUGAAUUGGACAAGGUAUUAAUCAACCAGUUGAGCAUUUUAUUAACCACCGUUGAUUCAUCUUCAGUUGACUCCCAUUACAAACAGAUUCGUUUUAUUCACAAGAAAAUAUCUACAGAUCUAAUUGUCUUGAACAAUUACUUUGAAAAGUUAUUUGGGUUUAUUAGAUUUAGCGAUUUCAAAAACACACAUUCUGCAUUAUCCCCUAUUGAAUCGAUAUUUGCCAAGGAGCUAGACUUUAUUGCUACCGAGCUAUCUUUCUACGAUUUAUUCUGCAUUCAUUUGGAUAGCAUUAUACCAGAGGAUUUCAGUAUUGUCAACUUCACCACCAAGUUUAAUUGUGAUCCAAUUCUAACUUAUUUAUUGACAGUUAGAUACCACAAUAAAGGAGACCAACAACAAAUUAAAGCAUAUUUCGAAAAGGCUCCAUCGUCAUUACUAACCCUUUUUAAAACGAGAGAUUUUCCAAAAGGAUACCAUUGGUCACUACUACUCGAACACAUUCUUAACACUUCAUACUUCCCAUUCUUAAGCAAACUAAUCAUUUUAAGUUCCAUCAAGGCGUUUGAUUCAGAUCUUCCACCAAUCACAAGAUUUUAUCAAAAUAUAUUGAAAAUGUCAUUUAAAAGCUUGUUACAAGAAGUUGGAUUUGAAAAUAUCGUACCGGAAAAGUUACUUACUAGUCUCUUGCAAAUAAAGCCACAGGAAGUGGACCAAGGGAUAGCAUUGGUCUUGGCUGAGAUUCUAAUACCUGGAUCGCAGGGGUUCAAGUACACUGCACCACCACUCAGUUUACCCGAAUCAAAUGCCAAAGGAGCUCAAUUGCAGUCUUGCUUCAAAUCAAUUGAACAACUGGAAAACUUGCAAGUCAACUGGUACGAAGUUUUCAACUAUAUGCAACGAUUUUUAUUUGAAUCAAGUCAAAGAAAUGCUCAACCUUCUCCAGCCAGUGUAUCACAAUUUCUAUCAUCAUUGGAUUUCAAACAAGAUCCAAUUGAUAUUUUCCUCAAUUACGAGUGGUGGUUUGAUAAGACGUUAUUGUACAUUUUACAGACUAGUGAUGCAUCUCAAGGCGGUUAUGACAUUGCCUUGUCAACAAAUUUACUGUUGUGUUUUGAGGAGGAUCGUGAUGGUCUUGGUCUACCAUCCCAUUUGGGACGCAAUAUUUUGAAAUUCAUCAAUGUAGGUAAAUUGGAGUUGCAAGUCAUUACCAAAGUACAGUCGCAACAGAUACAGCAGAAUUUGAGUGACCAUGACCGUGAGUUGAAUGCAUAUUUAAAUCAAAUGUUUGACCGCGAUUACAGGAUAUAUCCCGAGUAUGUGUUGGCGGCAUCUUUAUCCGUUAUUGAAAAAACACCAUUUAUUAAUGAUUUGAUUGAUACUCUGAUUUACUUGUUGAUGGAUAGUGAUUCACCCGCAUUGCCCAAGGUGAUGCGCACAUUGCAGGAGUUGGGACUUGUUGUAGGCAAGGCUAUUGAUUACUUCAAAAACAGAUACACAUUUGCUGCUGCUGAAAAGACUGCCGCAGAGAAGAUUGUCAAUAACAAUGAAAAAGUUGCUGCUGCUAUAGGCAAAACUAUCUUACCUGCACAAAAAGUUGUUGCUGUAUGUUUGAAGUUGAACAUCUUGGAUCAAGUAAUGCAUCAAUUGUGGAGCACAAAUGUCAGGUUGGCUGUCACGUUACUCAUUGAGUCAACGUUUUUCAAUUACGAUUACAGAAAGGAACUUGAAUCUAAGUUAAAUGAUCAUCAAUUGAGGAGCUCGCUUUACCUGUCGCUUGCGGACGCGCUUGCAGAUAGAGUAAAAUAUGAUGCCGAAACUCUUCAACAACACAAUGAGCAACAGCAACAGCAACAGCAACAGCAACAGCAACAGCAACAGCAACAGCAACAGCAACUUCCCUUGCCAACGCCAUCUCCACAUUUGCCAUUGUUGAAGCUUGAAACUGUUUAUUAUUUGCUUGAAAAGUUGAAAAGCAGCAAUGGAUUGGUUGAUUUAGGAAAGUUGCAAGAUUUGCAGGUUCUGUUGUUGACAACUUAUCCAAGGUUGAUCAAUUUUGGUCAUGGUCACGACGAUGUCCUUCUUGCCAAUGAAGCGAAAUCGAGUUUUUUCCCUCCAUCUGUUGAGUUGGAAAUGAAAGAUUACUACUCAAAAUUGUACAAUAAAACCCUCGAUAUUUCCAAAAUGAUCAACCUUUUGAUCGCAAUGAAGGCCAGCGACGAUCCUCAUCAACAAGACGUGUUUGCAUGCAUCAUCCAUUCGUUAUUGGACGAGUAUAGAUUUUUUGGCGACUACCCACUAAAUGCAUUAGCGUCGACGUCGUUGUUUUUCGGAGUGGUUUUGGAAAACAAUUUGUUAGAAGGUACAGCGUUGACUGUGGCUUUGAAUUUCAUUUGGGAAGCAUGCAACAGCUCAUCCGAGUCGAAUAUGUUUAAAUUUGCAGUUCAAGCAUUGUACAAUUUCAAAUCGAAGUUGCAUGAAUACCCAAUUUACUGCAAACAUUUAUUGGAAUGUCGUUCUUUAUCGUCCCAUGGCAAAAUGUACCAAAUUGUUAAAGAUGCUUCCAAUGGUAUUCCUUGUUCUACUGCGCCCAGGAGCGGAAAUACGCCCACCAGCACUACCCCAGAUGUUGGACCAAGGUAUCAAUCUAUCAAUUUCGUUGAGCAAACUAUCGGCUCUGCCAAACAGCAAGAUCCACCAGAGGAAAUUAGGGACAAGUUGCUCUUUUCUGUCAAUAACAUGACUUCGGAAAAUUUACGUCUAACGGAAAUACGCGAAGUUUUGAGGGAGGGAUAUUUUGCGUGGUUUGCUGAUUAUUUAGUUGCCGAUCGAGCCAAGGCUGAACCGAAUAAUCAUGAGUUGUAUUCGAGUCUAGUGAAGGCCUUGGAUGAUGCCGUUUUCAAAGAGUACAUUAUGAACAUUACCAUGAAGGAGGUGUAUCAUUUGAUUCGAAACUCAAAAGAUUCACGAACUGAUCGUAACAAACUUAAGAAUCUUGGUGCCUGGUUGGGAAGGAUCACAUUGGCCGAGGACAAACCAUUGAGAAGGGACUUGAUUGCAGUUAAAUUUUUGCUUGUUGAGGCAUACGAUUUCGAUUCAUUAAGUUUGAUCCUUCCAUUUGUUUGUAAAAUCAUGGCUCAAACUGUCAACUCCAGGGUGUUCAAGCCGCCUAAUCCUUGGGUAUUGGGUAUUUUCCAAGUGCUAUCUGAAUUGUACCAAUUUGCCGAUUUGGUGUUGCAACUUAAGUUUGAAGUGGAAGUUUUGUUGAAAUUGUUUGACAUGAAGGUUGAAGAUCUUGAACCAAGCGAGUUGAUCAGAAAGCAUGACAAGGACCCAAACAGAUUGGCAGCUAAAUUCGGACUCUUGCCUCAAUCAGCUGGCGAGAGUCUUUCGUUGGACAUGUCGCAGAUGAAUUUGGAACAACCACAAGCAGCUGCCAAUUUCAAUAAUGUCGUGCAGUUGCCUUCAUUUGAUAAACCGUUCCAGCAAGGCCUUGCUCCUGGGCAACAGAUUUUGCCUCAACAGCAGCAACCACAACUUGGAUCAGUGCAAGGAUACCCGCAACAAGGGCAGCUGGAAUCGGGGUCGGAGACAAACUUUAGCAAUCUUGUUGGUAGUGGUAAUGUUACCCAGAAUGCAAACCUGAGAAGAGCUCUCCAAGCCUCCUUGACUCGAGCAGUUCGUGAAUGUACCGAGCCGAUUAUGAGCAGGGUUUCGGAGCCUAUCUUGGUGACAACCGAGUUCUUGAUCAAGAAGGAUUUCGCCACCGAAAAGGAUGUUGGCAAGAUCAGAAGGUCAUAUCAUAGAAUGGCACAGCAGUUGACAUAUAGCAUGGUUUUAUGCUCGGGGAAGAAGAUGCUUUAUGAUACUAUUCAAGUCGCAAUGAUGCAUUUCCUUUCCAACAUGAACCACGAAUUGUCACUAAUGGAACUAACCAAUGCCAUUCAAUCCAACGUGGGGCUUUGUGUUGACAUUGUUUCUCAACUAGUUUCAAAUAAGGUGAUUGAGUUGAUUGAUGAAAGAAUGAAACCGUACCUUAUGAAUCGCGAACGUCAUGCUGGUGACGAAUUGUAUGUUGAGGAAGGAACACCUGAAUAUUCGUUGAGAUUACCAGAACCGUUGGGGUUGAAUAGAAAGGGGUUGAGCUUGCAACAGUUGAGUAUCUAUGAGCACUUUGGCGAAGUGAGAAAUGAACUGCUUGAUGGUCUCCGUGCUGCUGGAUUAACCCCAACAGGGGCUCCAGCUACUCUUGCACAUCCUCAACCACAACCACAACAACUUGCACAACAACAGCAGCAACAGCAACAACAGCAACAACAGCAACAACAGCAACAGAGACAGCAACAACCACAACUUGGUCAAGAUUUCCCAGCACAACAACCAAGUUCUCUUGUCCAAGAGGAUGUCAUUUCUCUGGAACAAUUGUUCACUGCCAUUACUCGAUUAUGUGAAAAAGCUAUACAGUUGGUGUCUGAAGUAUCUCAAAGCAAGUUAUCCGACUUACCACCGAACCAUCCCAUCAAAACAACCUUAACCCAAGCUUUAGCGAUUGCUCAGAGCAAUGCAUUGAAAUAUCCCGAUUUAUUGCUUAGGGCGGCUCAGUAUACCGUCAAUUGCUUGUUUACACAAGUGCACAACAAUCCAAUGAGUAACGAAAUAUAUGUUGUUGUUCUUGACAAAUUGUGUGAGUUUUCCCCAUCGACUGCUAAGGAUGUGAUUUGGUGGUUGGUGAACUCACCUGAUGAACGGAAGUUUAACAUGCCGGUUAUUUUAUCGUUGUUGAAGGUGCAAUUGAUUCAGCCUAUAAAGCUUGAUGACUCAAUUAGUAAAUUGAUCAAGGAGUCGCACAGUCCUGCAAUUGUCAAAUUUGGUGCUAGUUUGUUGUUGAAUGUGUUCACUGCGGAGGAAUCGGUACGUCCAAUUGCAUUGAGGUCGGAGUUUGCAAAGACUUUGGAUGCGUUGCAUGAAUACAAGAAGUUGCCAUUAUCCAGUGAGGAGGAUAAGCAAGCUCAAGUUGAGGUUGACAAAUUGUUUGAAGUGUUGAAUACAUCGAAACCUGCAACGUCUGAAUUGUAUGCGCAAAUGGGUUAUGUUUUCACUGAAUGGGUAAGGUUGUUAACUCAUGGUGAUCAAGAUACUCGAGUGACUCAAGAACAGUUUGUUGCAGGAUUGGCCAAACUGGGAAUAUUGAGCAAUGCUGAUCAAUUCAAGACUUUUUGGAAGGCCGCUAUUGAUAUUUCGACACUUGUUUUCACUACUGAGCAAGAACUUCGGAGUAGAACUCAACAUGAAGCGUAUUUGUCGAUUGAUUGUUUGGCAGUUUUAGUUGUGAGGAUAGUAUUGAGUGUUGAAGAAGAAGGACAAGCUGCUCUCUAUUUGAGAAAGAUUAUCGCUGUGAUUGUUUUGAACUUGGUCACUGACCAUGAGAACAAAUUAGCUUGGAAUGAUCGUCCAUAUUUCAGAUUUUUCUCGUCAUUGUUGUCUGCUUGGAAUGAUGCAUCAGUGUUGGAUGCAAAUGCAACCACAAAACUUGAUGUUGAGUUUUAUUCAUUUUUGGGUGAAGUUUUCAAUUCGCUUCAGCCUAUUGUGUUACCUGGCUUUACAUUUAGUUGGAUUUCAUUAAUCAGUCAUCGUAUGUUUUUGCCACAGAUUCUUGAGUUACCUGAAAGAGCUGGUUAUGGUAUCGGUGUCAAAUUGUUGACUUCGUUAUUGAAAUUUCAACAAACGUAUCAAAACAAGGAUAGCAAUCGUGAUGUUUUGAAUGUCGUUUUCAAAGGCAUCAAUCGAAUUUUUGUUGGAUUGAUUCAUGAUUAUCCAGAAUUCUUGGUUGAAUGUCACUACCAGUUGGUUACUGCUAUUCCAAGGGGAUACAUUCAGUUGAGAAAUAUCGUGUUGUCUGCAACACCGAAAGAUAUAACUGUGCCAGAUCCAUUUACUCAAGGGUUGAAAGUUGAACGAUUGCCAGAGAUCAAUGAUGCCCCAGCUGUUUACUACAAGCCGAUUGAAGAUUUGGCAAAAGUUGGGUUAAAGAAGCCAGUGGAGAACUUUUUGCGUAUACCUGCACCUGGAUUAAUGAGAACAAUCUACAACGGACUCAAAUUAAACCAGCCAAAGAUUACUGAUGAGUUUGGAUACACUGAAACCAUUACAUUUAAUACUAAGUUAAUCAAUGCUUUGGUGUUACAUGUGGGGAUGAAUGCAGUUGCUGAAAAGAGUCCAGCCAAUCGUGGAUUCAAUACCAAGACAUCGCAAGUUUCAUUACUCGUUGAUUUGAUGAAUUUUGGAUCGAAUGAGUUCAAAUAUAUCAUGUUGAGCAGCAUUGCCAAUCAAUUGAGGUACCCCAACAGUCAUACUCACUGGUUUAUUGGUAUCAUUCUUCAUUUCUUUAGUUCAAAUUCGAUUUGGAAUUCGUCGACAAGUACCAAAUUGGCAGUGCAAGAAAUCAUUACAAGAGUGUUGUUGGAGAGAAGGAUUGUCAAUAAGCCACAUCCAUGGGGAUUGACUAUCUUGUUCACGGAAUUGGUCAAGAAUGAGAGUUAUGGAUUGUUUGAGUUGCCAUUUGUUAAGAAUUCGAUUGAGGAGAUCAAGACUAUAUUUGAUACCUUGUCUACGAAUGUUAAGGGAUAA